AUGGACGGCCCACCACCCGAGUCCAGCUCCGGGUCCUUGACCAGCAGGAGUACUGAGAGCAUGGAAAUCGACGCAUUUGACCAUCACACCCCCGCUGAACUUAGAAGCCCGAUUUCCGCCUCCGCUAGGAACACCCCCAUUCGUGAGGAUCCUGAUAAGGGCAUUAUUGUCGAUGCGCCGUCCCUGGAACUUGCCGACUCGUCCGCCAUUCUGCUCAACCACGAUGAGGACGAGGACGAGGAUGUCGUGACGCCUUAUCACAAGAGAAAGCGUGCGUCCAUUAAUUACAACUUAGAUGACUUGAGCUUCGACAAGCUUCGAGGCAGUCCAAAUGAGGAGCCCCUCCUCAAACGAUCAAAGGUGCAGCCAAAGGUCCGCGGCGUUAUCAUUGGUGUAUGGCGCGACUCCAGCGAGUCCGUCGAUGAAGAGAAGCACGUGAUCUACGGCUUUAUUGACAUUCACGAUCGGCUUCGGACUAGGAUUUAUGGCAUGAAUCGAAGAGGUGAAGAACUUAUCGGGAAUAUCCCCAUGGGUGCUGGAGGAUGCUGGGUCACCUUCCCGCGGAUUAUUUUUGAUGUGCAUCUCCAAGGGCUCAGUUCAGCCGAAGUCAAGGAAUAUGUUAAACUUCGAUCGGAGGCCAAGCCGGAGGCCACCACUGAACAGCGCCACGAAGCUGAUAUGCAGGCCGUUCUCAAAGCUAAGCAGAUUGCUGCAGACCAGGCAGCUUCGCCUGGCAGCAAACCAGUCGUCCAUCGGCCAACCACCACUGGGCGACAACCGGGGCCUCGCCAAUCACUUCCUCGCCAAACUCUGCACAAGACGCCGAGUUUUCAGGCGGUCAAUGCCGCAAAUAUCCAAACCCCCAAGGCUUCACCGUUCAGUGAAGGAAAGCCGCAUGGUGUUCUCUUGGGUUAUUGGGCAGAUUCGGACGAGCCUCGCGUGGAAGAUAAACAUGCUGUAUUUGGGGUUCUUAGCGGCACAGAUUGCUUUCGUGUCAAGGUUCAGCGGGUUACGCGAGAUGGUCGCUACGUCGAUGGCAACUUCCCAGUUGGUGCGGGAGCGCUUUGGCUCCACUACGAUAAAGUUGUCUUCGAGUCUCACCUUCUUGGAUUGACACGACCAGAAGUUAAGGAAUACUGUCGCCUCCGCCAACGAGAUCUGGAGCACAGAGAAUCGGAAAAGGAGCGCAAGGCGAACGAACUCAAGGCUGUCGAACAAGCCAAGGUAGUCGUUGCUUCAGAAGGUCUGAGCAACGGACACGAAUACCAACCUCGGGCCGCCCCCGCAGAAAUGGAAACUCGCCAUAGUUCUCGAGCGGAGCAAAAGAACCAAGCUCGCCAACAAGCCGAAGCCGAAGCCGCAUCGGAGAAGGCUAGGAAGGAAAAGAAUCAUGCGAUGGAAAGACAGCAUGAAAAGACUCGCAAGGAGGUUGCUAUGGCCGAAGCCGCCAUACAAGAGACUGCGCAAAUGGAACUGAAGAACAAUCUCAAGAAACUCAACAAAGUCUGGAUCGCUCAACAAAACGCGACAUUCCCAAAGGCGUCAGGCUCCAGCGCCAGCUCUUCGGAUGAAGUCAAGUACCAUAACGGCAUCAAGUACGAGAGAAAGCAGACCGGCCCUUUCCAAGGAAAACUUGUCAGCGCCGCCCAGAUAUUAACCAUCGAUGGCGAGGAUUACGUCGAGUACAGAGUGUUGACCAAACCGUCCUUUUUCUGA
Venustampulla echinocandica is the source of this 1716-nucleotide messenger RNA. RefSeq lists its product as uncharacterized. The transcript is spliced from 2 exons. Lineage: Eukaryota; Fungi; Ascomycota; Leotiomycetes; Helotiales; Pleuroascaceae. Bases 1 to 1716 code for a protein of 571 amino acids. The record is from RefSeq and is a predicted model, not a curated record.